Messenger RNA from Mauremys mutica (yellowpond turtle), 3534 nucleotides. It is a transcript of the gene STK35, whose product is annotated as serine/threonine kinase 35. The coding region runs from base 237 to 1382 and encodes 381 amino acids. Gene Ontology annotation, cellular component: autophagosome; cytoplasm. The transcript is spliced from 4 exons. The record is from RefSeq and is a predicted model, not a curated record. Gene Ontology annotation, molecular function: ATP binding; protein serine/threonine kinase activity. Gene Ontology annotation, biological process: autophagy; autophagosome organization; peptidyl-serine phosphorylation. Lineage: Eukaryota; Metazoa; Chordata; Testudines; Geoemydidae.
GGCGGCAGCAGCCGCGGCCUCUCAGCGCCCCCCGCCCCGCUGAGCCCCGCAGCAGCAGCGCCUCCGCCCCGGGCCCGGCAGCGGCCCCAGGCCCGGCCGCGCGCGCUUUACGCGGGCAGGCAGGGAGACAGGCUCCGGUUCCCGGAGGCGGCCUGUGCUCCCCGCGCCCCGGGCGGCGGGAUGAGGAGUGGGGGUCCCGGGCGGCAGCAGCCAGAGCCCCACGCGGCGGAGCAGCCAUGGAAACGGCCGCGGCGGACGGCGGCCGCCGAGGGACACAAAGGCCCGCGGCCGAGAGGAGGCGGCGGCCGGAGCGGGAGCGGGGCCCGGCGCUGAGGGGCCCCAUGGAGCCGGCGGCGGGCGGCGGGGCCGGGGCGCCGCGCUACAGCCUGGUGGCCGAGAUCGGGCGCGGCUCCUACGGGGUGGUGUACGAGGCCGUGUCGGGCCGCAGCGGCGCCCGCCUGGCCGUCAAGCGGAUCCGCUGCGACGCGCCCGAGAACGUGGAGCUGGCGCUGGCCGAGUUCUGGGCCCUGACCAGCCUGCGGCGCCGCCACCCCAACGUGGUGCGCUUCGAGGAGUGCGUGCUGCAGCGCGACGGGCUGGGCCAGCGCAUGAGCCACGGCAACAAGCAGAGCCAGCUGUACCUGCGCCUGGUGGAGACCUCCCUGAAAGGUGAGAGAAUCUUGGGCUAUGCUGAGGAGCCCUGUUAUCUCUGGUUCGUCAUGGAGUUCUGCGAAGGGGGAGAUCUGAAUCAGUACGUGCUCUCGCGGCGACCGGACCCGGCCACUAACAAGAGUUUCAUGCUACAGCUAACCAGCGCAAUUGCCUUCCUGCACAAGAACCAUAUUGUGCACAGGGACCUGAAGCCAGACAACAUCUUGAUCACCGAGAAGUCUGGCACCCCAGUUCUCAAGGUGGCAGACUUCGGACUCAGCAAGGUCUGUGCUGGCCUGACGGCUCGGGGCAAGGAAGGUGGGAAUGAUAACAAAAAUGUGAAUGUGAACAAGUACUGGCUGUCUUCAGCCUGCGGCUCUGACUUCUACAUGGCCCCUGAGGUCUGGGAGGGACACUACACAGCCAAGGCAGACAUCUUUGCCCUGGGCAUCAUCAUCUGGGCCAUGAUUGAGAGGAUAACUUUCAUCGAUGCAGAGACCAAGAAAGAGCUACUGGGGACCUACAUCAAGCAGGGCACAGAGAUUGUGCCUGUUGGGGAAGCACUGCUAGAAAACCCAAAGAUGGAGUUGCAUAUCCCCCAGAAACGCAGGACUUCCAUGUCUGAGGGAAUCAAGCAACUCUUGAAAGACAUGUUAGCUGCUAACCCACAGGACCGACCUGAUGCCUUUGAGCUUGAAACCAGAAUGGACCAGGUUACAUGUGCUGCUUAAAUUCAGGGCAAAGCAUUAGUGCGUUUUGCAAUGGGGCUCAGUUCCCUAAACCACAUCGAGGGACUCCCAACGUUAAGGAGGAAGUGAAGCUCUCAUUUGCCUUUGCCACUGCUGUAUUCAGAGCCUAAAGGACUCCAGUAGCCAAAAGCCUAGUCUGUCAGAGCUGUAGAACUGGGGAAUGGGGUUACAUUGAGCUGGUGUCCUCAGUAACCGGGAAGUAUUUAUUUGUGGCAAAGCCACUUAGAAACAGAAGCAGUUACUAGGGGCUCCCCCAGCCAAAGAACCAGGAUGAAACUGGAAAAUUGCAGAUCUGGGAGAUGAAAGUAAAACUUGCCUUUGGAGAACCUUGGUCUGUCAAAAGCUCCUGCAGUGCUCUCUGUAUAAUGCUGAUCAGGAGAGAUCUGUGACACUUCAUUAGUGAGAAAUGACUGAAUGGCAAUUUAGCCCACCUGUUCUGCUGGCUGUGGCCAGGAGACUGAGGAGCUCAGACUCAAAUUAGCUAUUAAAGGAAAUUACAAGUUGGAGCUGCCUUGGCACAUGUCACUGUUUCCCGCCCCUCAUGGUGAAGUUGUGCAACAUGUGGUAAGAUCAACCCGUAGAGACAGGCCUCUGCGGUAAUACGCAUGUACAACAGGAUGAAUUAAGGACACUUUGGCAGCCUUGGCUCCUAAUUUCCUCGCUGCUGUUGAUGUGCCUUGACCUGGAGUGAGCAUGCUAGAGAUUCUGUAAUAAAGAUGUGCUCUCCGUCCCCUUUCUCCAGCCGCCAGUCUGGAAUGUGCCCAGACAAGUAGGUUAUUUGGGGCAUUUCUUACCAGCAUCAAUCAAUCAGCAGCUGCUUUUCUCAGCUGAAGAGCUGCUGUGAGAAACUAAUUUUUUAGGGGGGGGGUAAGAAUCGGACUUUACCAGGAAAGCAAAGACACCCUUAGUUGAGACUUUGCUCUAGAUUCUCGCUCUCUAGUACCAUGUAUGUGAUAAAAGGUCCAUCGCAGUGAGUGACUGAACGGUGGGGCUGCUUUAGUGCACAGGCUGGUGGAUCGUUGGCUGUGUAUAAUGCAGGUUCCUGAUGGGGGUGGGGUAGGGGGUGAAGAAUGAAUGAGCAGAAUUGUGAACCCUUGAAAUGGACGUGAGUGAUAACUGAUCCUUCCUUGUUCUGGUGUGACUAGGUGCUACCGGAACAGCAAACUUCACCUCUUGGUUUUAAGGGAAGAGGUGGAUGUUUUCCUCCUGGUGGGGGGGUUGGGGAUAUGCUAUUUUUAAAGCACCCAGCAUCAUGCAUCUCCCGAGUGGUCCAUGUUUUGCCUCUGCUGUUGCCAUCUGUGAUCACUCAUGCUCUGCUAACACAAUGCUGCUGAGUUAUGUAACAAGCCAGUGCCCUCUGGGGAAAAUCCAUUCUGCACAUAUCUGCAGAAUAGUAAAUGCAGGGAUAAUAAACAGAGAGAGGACAGUCCUACCCUGCAGCUGUUUAUGUAAGACCCUAGCUGCCUGUUCAGAUUCCCCCCUUCCCUUAUCCAUGGAUGGAGCCAGCAGUUCAUCUUCACCAAAUGUUUCCUUUCGUGACCUAGCUGCAGCGGAGGUGGUUACCACUCAUGUAACUAAAUUGAAUGUGCCAUAGUGGCCAUGCUUUGCUUGUCCCCAGUAGCUGAGCUGAGUGCCAGCGAUAUGUUCAUUGUAGACUUGGCGCAUCAUGUUACACGAGGGGGAAGAAUUUCACUGGUUCCUUCACUGUGAAGCAGUGCUCUUACAUGCAUGGCUUUUUAAACAGCAUUCACACCUUCAAAUCCACAACAGAUCCGUCAUUGUUGCUGAGCUUUAGUGUAACAUUCCCAACGCUUAUGUCUGAAACUGCCUGAGAAGCUCAGAAUGAACAAAUCAGUGCCUGAGGUCGGCAUUAAUGCCCCACCACUUGAGCAUUUAACCACAAGUCAGUUCCCACAGCAAGUGUAACUUUGACCCUUACGAACCUUGUAUCGUGAAUUGCUGUAUGUGCCAUUCAGAACAAGGCCUCUCAUUUCUGUUUGAGGAGUUAAAUGGCAAGAGACUUCAGACUUUAACUAAAGUUCAUGUCCUAGCUUAGGCAGCACGCAAUGCUGCCAGCCAGAGCUUGCCCAUUCUUGGUAUCGCACUGGCCACUUCUGGCUUCUCAAGGUCCAAG